AUAACGCGUGACGUAUUUCCGCCAGCAGCGGUGUGCCUUGUCUGUCCAUCAUCCAUUCAGCGACUGAAGUGUCUCACCGUUUAAUAACAUCUUUUCACAAGGAUAAACGUAAACUUUUUCCUUCACAGGAUAAAAGUAACUUUUGUGGUAGCCACUAUUUUAUUUCACGUGACUGAAAGGCGGAAUGAAAAUGUAGCCGUCGUUUUAAUUAACCGCAAGUUAGCAGUUAGCUUCGUUAGCCGCUCCGGCCUCGACCGGCUGUAUGUGAGCAGGAAGGCCGAGCGCCUCUUUGUUUUUAAGAAUGUAUCCCUCCUGGGGGAACUACAGCGGACCUCAGGCACAGAACUAUGGAGGGCCUGGGCCUCGUAAGCAGCCGACUACAGGCAACCCCGGGCAACCUGCCGUGGGGUUCGGCGGAUUCGACGCCCCGUCCGGCGGAGGGUCGCUGUUCUCCAGCCUGCAGGAGCAGCACCUCCAGCAGAUGCAGCAGCUGCAGAUGCUGCACCAGAAGCAGCUCCAGUCAGUGCUUCAUCACGGCAACAAUGCUGCUGCGUUCGGUGGCGGACUGUCGGGUGGGUUUCCGGGGUCGCCGUGGCAUUCAGAAGGAUCGGGACAGUUCGACAGCAGUGCAGCAGCUCAACCUUACUUCAAGCAAGACGAGACUCAGCCGGGGAGGGUCCCUCCUGCUCCCACACAGGGGGGACACCAGCAGCCUCCUCCGCCUCCACCACAACCGCACUCCGCCGAGACCAAGCCGGCUCCUCCCCCUCCAGAGCCCCAGCCAAAGCCUCCGGAGAGCAACGGUGCUGCCAAACCUAAAGAGACCCCCAAGAAGGAGCCAUCCACGACAGAGGGCGACAAGUCCUUACCUCUGCAGGAGCAACAACAGCUGUGGUACAAACAGCAUCUUCAGAAUCUCCAGAAAUUGAAGCAAGAGAAAGCCAAACAGAAUCAGAAGGGUGGUGAUGGUUCUGCAGGCCAAACAGCAGCUCCUCUCCCACCAUCAGAACCACCAAAAAAUGCACCUCCUCCACCGCCUCCUAAAGAAGAACCCCCAGCACCACCUCCACCACCCGAAGAAGCACGGAGUGAAAAUGUAGGAAAGUCACCUACAUUUACAGACACACCUGAAGUCCCAAAAGAUCCAGAAGAAGCUGCCCGCCUCCAGCAGUUACAGGCUGCAGCAGCACAGUGGCAGCAGGUGCAGCAGCAGAGAGCAGGCUUACAAUACCAGGCUCUCAUGCAACAACAUGAAAAGCUUCAGCAGAUCUUGGAAAAAUAUCAACAGCUGAUUCAACAACCUGCAAACCUACAGUCAAUGUCUGCUGAAAUGCAGCUGAGGCACUAUGAAAUGCAGCAACAGCAGUUCAUCCCUUUAUUCCAAGACUGGGAUCACUGCUUCGUCUUGUGGUAUGAACAGUUCCAGACCUAUCCCCACAAAGACCAACUGCAGGACUAUGAGCACCAGUGGAAACAGUGGCAGGAGCAAAUGAACGCCACCAACGCCCACCUGCAAGAAAGAGUGGCAACUCUUACUGCCGUGGUGCCAUUUUCCUCAAGCCAGUACAACAGUGGGAUGAUGGGACAGUUUGGCCAGUACCCUGGACAGGACAUGCAAAGGCAGCAGCAAUCAGUAAAUCCAGGUGUACAGCAGUCCCCAGGUGCUAGUGGACCGAGGCCUCAAGGUUCACAGCCUACUGGCUUUGGGACACAUUCAGAAUCACCUGCUGGACCCACUGUGCGACCAAGUGGCCCUACUGGCACUGGAGUCAGACCUCCAGGUCCCCCAGUUGUUCAGCCAACAAGCUUCAACAGCAUUAGAGGUCCACGGCCAAACAACCCCAGAUUUGACCAGCCGCAGCAAGGUUUUGAUGCUCCCCCAAGGUUCGACCAACCACAGCAGCGUUUUGAUGGUCCCCAGAGAUUUGACAAACCACAGCAGCGCUUUGAAGGUCCUCCAAGGUUUGACAAACCACAGCAGCGCUUUGAUGGCCCUCCAAGGUUUGACAAACCACAGCAGCGCUUUGAUGGCCCUGCUCGGUUUGACCAGCCACAGCAACGCUUUGAUGGACCUGCUCGGUUUGACCAGCCACAGCAGCGUUUUGAGGGUCCCACUCGAUUUGACACACCUAGGAAUCGGUUCGAUGGUCCCCCCAGAUUUGACCAACCAAGGCAACGCUUUGAUGGACCCCCCAGAUUUGACCAACCUCGAUUUGGUCAGCAGCCUCGGUUUGAGACUACAAGGCACCCUGGCCCUUCACCUCGUUUUGAACGUCCACCUGUGCCACAGCAAGGUCCCCAACCUAAGACAGAACAAGGCAGUCAGCAGCCUGCUAGUGUAGAGUCCAAGACCCAGGGGAAGUCAACAGCUCAUUCACAGUCUGAAAAAGAAAAAGGUGAAUUAGAACCCAUUAAUAAGACCAAUACUGAAGACAUGACAGAUGACAACUUGCUUGUAAAUGAGGGCUUUUUUGUCCAAAGUGACCCCAUUCCUCAGACAUUAAAAACAAGCGCUACACCUCUGGAAUCAGAUAGCAAAAACACUUCUGAUAAUAGUGAAAAAGCCAAACCUGUUAAUAGCAAACCUUCUGUAGCUGCUACUUCCAAUGUGGUCUCAAAAAGUCCUGCACAAAAUCCUCCCAAACCGGAUGGGCCAGUGUCAAGCAGCAAGCCACCAAUGAUUCCAAAACCUUCUGGAAUCAAACCAGAGCCACAAGGUCCUGGCCAGGUGCAGUCACGACCAGAGCCUCUAAGGCCUACCCCUAGUAGGGGGCGAGGCCAGCCUCCCAUGCCUGCCCAAGUACAUGGUCGUGGACGUGGGUUAAGGGCCGGUGGAGAGUUUGGGGGAUCAAACACUGGGCCUGUUGGGGAGAAGAUAGGAGAAAUGCCUUAUGACUAUGAGGGAACUGAAGAGAACAUGGGGAUGCCAGAAGAGCAAGAAGACUAUCACUGGGAAGACCCUUCAUAUGAGGAGUUUGGCGGUGAGGAAUCAGAGGCUCCCCCUGAAGAAAUGUGGAUGCCAGAAGAACAUCACUUCCCAGAGGAAGAGUAUUAUGAAGAACCAAUAGGAGGGCUCCACAUCGGUAGGGGUGGACACCCAAUGAUGAGAGGUGGACCCCCAAUGAUGAGAGGAGGUCCACCUGUAGGUAGAGGUGGUCAUCCCAUGGGAAGAGGAGGGCCGCCUAUGGGUAGAGGGGGACCACCUAUGGGAAGAGGAGGUCCACCCAUGGGUAGAGGGGGACCACCUAUGGGGCGAGGAGGGCCACCCAUGGGUAGGGGAGGACCACCUAUGGGUAGAGGAGGGCCCCCUAUGGGAAGAGGAGGUCCAUCUGUAGGAAGAGGAGGAGCGCCCAUGGGAAGAGGAGAGCCAAUGGACAGACAUUGGGAGGAGCCAGAGUCAGCUGAGUACUCGGAGGAGGGAGACCCUUACUGGAGAGAAAGGAGACCUCCAAUGAGAGGUAUGAGACCCCCAUUUCCACCAGGCCGGGGUCGUCCCCCACGUGGCCACCCUGGUUUCAUGCAUCCAGGACACGGCCGUCUCCCUCACCCUCCACAUGGACCAAUAGAUCAUGAGGCAUUAGGCCAUGGAAUGGACACUGAUGAGACCAAAAUGGAUCCAUCAAUGCACCCUAUGUACCAUGGCCACGACCCUCAUGGCCAUCCAGUGCAUCCGGAGGCAGGAAGAGGCAGACGUCGUGUACCACCACCGCCUCAUGAAAGGAUGGAUCCUACGGAAGAGCCAUUUUAUGAUGAAGGAAGGGAGCAAGAAGUAGGUUGGCAACCACCACAUGCCAGAGGCCCUCCACCACCUCCACAUGAGCUAAUGGACAGAGGAGGAAUAAGGAGGAGACCUAUGGGUCGAGGAAUGGCACGGGGGAUGUGGCGACCAGGUCCAAGACAUGAGGAGUAUGAAGAAGGAUAUAACGAGGGUUACGCUGUGGAUUAUGAUCAUGGGGAAGAUGGGUAUCGCUGGCGGCUACAAGAGGACUAUCCUUCUGAUGACUAUCAUGAUGGUAAAUACUAUGAGUCUGAGUGGGACAGAGAACGUCCUCCUCCUGAGAGGGACUACCCUCCCCACAUGCCACCACAAGAGCCCUUUAGGGAUGGCCGUUGGCAAGAGGAAAGAGAAAGAGGUCAUCAGUAUUCAUAUGAAGAGCAUGACAGGGGACGAGGAGAACUCAGGAUUCGUGAAUACAGAGAUGAGCCACCAUACCGACUGGACGAAUCCCCAUACCCAGUUCCUUCAGACUGGGAAAGGCCUUCCAGGCUUCCUCCGCCACCAGAUAGAAGGUAUCCUCCUGACUAUCAAGAUCCCAGAGCUCGCUAUGAGGAGCCUAGAGAAGAACGUCCUUUAGAUUUGCCACAUGCACCACCUGCUGCACCUGUCACAAAUUUGCCUGAAAGCUCAGCUGAACCAGCGCCCCAAGGACCAGGAGCAAAUGUUCUUGCCCUAUCCCAGCGUCAGCAUGAGAUCAUCCUGAAAGCUGCUCAAGAGCUUAAACUAAUAAGAGAAUUGCAGGAGGCAAAGACGCCUGGUACUGAAUCUCAGCCUGCGACAACUGAUAUUCUGCCAGAACUGCCUACUGGUCUUCUUAAUUUGGAGAUCCCACAAGACGUCAGGAAUGUUCUGAAGGGUAUGAGUGCAGCACAGACAACUGCAACUGAACCUGUGCCUUGGGAAAGCAAACCUACAACAAAUUACCAUCCAUCUCUCCCUUCUGCAUCCAUACCUCCAAUGAUUCCAAAGACUGUUGAUUAUGGGCAUGGGCACGAGCCGGGAACCACUGUUGAGCGGAUCUCUUAUGGUGAGAGAAUUGUGUUGAGGCCUGAUCCAAUGACAUCAGACCGAGGCUAUGAAAAAGAACCUCUUCGUCUCAGAGAUCCUUACAGCAGAGACCCGUACUAUGAAAGGCGAUUGGACCCCUACAUGGACCGCCGGGAGUACAGCAGAGAGAGAGAAUUAUACAGAGAAAAGCCUGAAUAUGAAAGAGAAAGAUUUGAGAGGGAGCGCUACCCAACCCCAAGAGAUAGAGAUGACAGCACACAGGCCAUGGUUGAAGAAAGAUCUCCACUGGCGCCUCCUCUCCGCUCAGGAUACCGAGAGAGAGACCGGGAUGUUCGAGAGAGGGACCGAAGUGGCAGCCGUGAUCCAGAUGAACAUUAUGGAAGGCCUGCCUACGAUAGACCUCCGUAUGAACGCGCUGGACUUGACCGCAGUGGGCCUGAUCGUUUCGGCCAUAGUUCCUCACCUUACAUGGAUAGAAGAAGUUUUCCAGAGGAAAGAGGGCCUCAGACUGCACCACCUCUCCCACCUCCACCACAGCCGCCUCCAAAAGUCGAGAAGAAGCCAGAAAUCAAGAACAUCGACGAUAUCCUUAAACCUCCUGGCAGAAUGUCUCGGCCUGAACGGAUUGUCAUCAUAAUGAGAGGACUUCCAGGGAGUGGAAAGAGUCACGUUGCAAAGCUCAUACGGGACAAGGAAGUGGAUUGUGGUGGUGCACCUCCAAGAGUCCUUGUUUUGGAUGACUAUUUCAUGACGGAGGUUGAGAAAGUUGAGAAAGACCCAGACACUGGCAAGAGAGUCAAAACCAAGGGUCUUGAGUACGAGUAUGAGCCAGAGAUGGAGGAUACCUACCGGAACAGCAUGCUUAAAACUUUUAAGAAAACCCUGGAUGACGGCUUUUUCCCCUUCAUCAUUUUAGACACUAUUAAUGACAGGGUUAAACACUUUGAUCAGUUCUGGAGUGCGGCUAAAACUAAAGGCUUUGAGGUGUAUCUGGCUGAAAUCACGGCAGACACUCAGACUUGCGCAAAGAGGAAUGUCCAUGGACGCACGCUGAAGGAUAUACUGAAGAUGUCCAACAACUGGGAGUCUUCGCCACGACAUAUGGUGCGCUUGGAUGUCCGGUCCCUGCUUCAGGAUGCUGCUAUAGAGGAGGUUGAAAUGGAAGACUUCAAUCCUGAUGACGAGCCCCAGGAGCCCAAGAGAGAAGAGGAAGAAGAGGGGGAUAUGGGCUACAUUCCAAAAAGCAAAUGGGAGAUGGACACAUCCGAGGCCAAACUUGACAAGCUGGACGGUCUGAGCGGUGGAGGGAAGAGGAAGCGUGAAGACAUGGCAGGCCUGGAGGACUACCUUCAGCUGCCGGACGACUAUGCCACACGCAUGUCUGAACCGGGGAAGAAAAGGGUUCGAUGGGCUGAUCUUGAAGAGCAAAAGGAUGCAGAUCGAAAGCGAGCUAUUGGUUUUGUGGUGGGUCAAACGGACUGGGAAAGGAUCACAGACGAGAGCGGCCAGCUGGCACAAAGAGCUCUCAACCGCACCAAGUAUUUCUAAGAAGAAAAUGUUAGACUUUUUUUCCAGCUCAUUUAAAGGUGUCCAGAAUGUGAAAUCACUGAAGCUUAUUGGUGGUGAAGCAUCCACUGAGGUUAUUCCACCAACUCUUCUUCUCAGUUAAUGUUUUAAGACGGAUACGAUAUCAAUUCUUUCUUUGUUCUCUGGAUAUUCACCAUGAAUUUUGUAGUUUAUAGUUCUGUGCUGCUUCUGGUCACGCAUCCCACUCUGUCUGUUGCUGUUUUAUACUGUUCCUACUUCAUGUACUGUGUACCUGUAGUGCUGUUUAUUCAUGCAUAGUUGGAAACAAUAAAACUUUGACAAAAAUAGAAGCUUCUUAUUGGACUUGUCAGUGGAAGCUGUAUGUGGCUGCUUUAGACAUAUAGAGACUGAAUGGUAACGCAACAUUUUUGUUGACUUGGUGAAUUCGCACCAGAAUUUCAUAAAUCAAGACAAAUUUUGGUGGCAAAACACAUAAUUUGUUUUAAAUGUGUGUGUAUAACUUCUUAGAAUGGUUUUAGACACCGCCGAGAAAUAAUCGCAGUGAAGAGGAAGCUUUAAGCCCAAUUUCAAGUCAGACUAGUCACAAGCCUUGGUUUUUGCCUCAACUUGUGCCUUGUGUCCAGAGUUGGACACAAGCCUGUUAAAUAAUAGAUCAAUCCAUUGUCUGUGAAGGUUCUCAGUCGUCCAGGUCAUCUUAAGGUGAAGGGUUUAGUUCAGGCAACUGGACUUAUUCUUGUGAUCUUGAAGACGUUUCACCUCUCAUCCGAGUGGCUUCUUGAGUUCUGAAGAGAUCACAAGAGAUCAAGAUCACAAGAAUAGGUCCAGUUGCCUGAACUAAACCCUUCACCAGAUCAAUCCAUUAUUUAACUUCACUAGCUGCAAAUUGAUUUGUGGACAAUCUGCAACUGAUAAAGGGUGUUUUUACAUAGAAUAUUUGCUACCACUGUGUAGUUUUUGUGUAGUGACAUACUUUGGUGUGCCAAUGUAGGACAACUGUGGUGCUAAGAUAAUCUGUCUACCCUUCUACUAGACUGUGUAUCUCCUCAAUGGUGGAUGCUGUUGACCUAAAUCAUAUGCAGCAGCACAUCUGGUUUCCAGCCAGCCAAAAACGGCUCAUGUUACCCCGCUGUUCAGAUCGCUUCACUGGCUUCCAGUUUACUGCCUGCAUAAAAUUCAAAACUAGAAUGAAAACGGCUCCCUCCUACCUGAACUCUCUCAUUCAGGUCUACACUUGUUCCAACAAAAGGCGCCUGAUCCAACCACCAUAAUAGUUUGACUCUUCUCCUCUGUGGUUCCCGGCAGUGGAACGAGUUACCAAAGUCUGUUUAUUCUGCAGAGUCUCUUUUCAGUCUUUAAGAAAAGACUAAAAAACAGCUCUUCACUGAACACCUUUUCGCUUGACAGACUGAAAAGAAACAAAAAAACAACCUCCCACACCGAGGUCCCACACCUGAACUUGUUUUAUGGCUCUCAUUCAGGUUGUUUUUUCCUGAUUAGAUCCUUCUUGUGUUGUAUCUACUCUCAGGUGUACGUCACUUUGAGUAAAAUCUGCUAAUGAAUUUGUAGAAUUGUACAUCAUUAAAGUAAAAUAUUAUCUCCUGUCCUCUUGUUAAGAAUGGACCGGCUAAUGAAAAUAAGAAAGCAGAGAAUAUUAAUGGGGUUAGACUACAUUCUGAAGUGAGCCCAGCGUGAUUGAGGUUAAUCUGCGACAAUAAAUGCAUGUGUUUUCAAUUUUACAUUUGCCAACUUUGCACCAUUGGAUCCAGGCGCACAGAAUUUUCAUACAUCAGGAAGUUUGAUGAGAGUGUUACCGGACUACCUGAAGACAAAGCAAGUUGUAACCAAACACAUCACUCCUGAUGAAGACGAUUUUGAAUUUUCCCAAUGGACAACAAGUCUUACAGUGUACCAUUGGAAAAUGAAUGGAUGGAUCCAUAUGGUGAGUAUGGAAGAGAGAAAGAAGCAUCUUGAGAGUUUCAGGAAUUCUGUUUGUAUAUAUCCUGUAAAUACAUUUAUCAUUAACGAACUCUGUUGUUGAACAUUAAACAUUUCUUUUGACUUGG
Molecule: messenger RNA, 8397 nt
Organism: Acanthochromis polyacanthus (spiny chromis)
Lineage: Eukaryota; Metazoa; Chordata; Actinopteri; Pomacentridae
Gene: ylpm1
Product: YLP motif containing 1
Exons: 23
Coding region: 302-6334 (2010 amino acids)
Biological process (GO): regulation of telomere maintenance
Cellular component (GO): nucleus
Source: RefSeq, a predicted model, not a curated record